CCGCUUCCCCACUUCCGCCUACUUGCCCCGGAAGUCGGGCGUCACGUGGCGGCCUGUCUUUUCUGUAGGAAUUACGGGAUUAUUUUCCCUCGGCUCUUUUACAGACGUGGAAGAGAAGGUAGCGGAACGUCUGUUAGAACGAAAGUAGACGAAAUAAAGAGCCCUCAGGAACUGCGUGGGAACGGAACCUUAGGAGACUGGGUCGGAAAUCCUGUAGGAAAGAAAAGAAAGUGCGCCUGCUGGCACGUGUUGUUAGACGCCGGGGGCUACACUGCGCUGGAGCUGACAGGCAGCGCCUUGAGGGAUAGAUGCCCAGCAUUCAUGAAAGCCAACAGAGAAAGGAAGCGCCUCUUUGUGGGUGGGCUUGGACAAGGCAUUUCUGAGACAGACCUACAAAAUCAGUUCAGCAGAUUUGGAGAAGUUUCUGAUGUGGAGAUCAUCACUCGGAAAGAUGAGCAAGGAAAUUCACAAAAGGUCUUUGCAUAUGUUAACAUCAGCAUAACAGAAGUGGACCUGAAAAAAUGUAUGUCUAUUUUAAACAAAACAAAAUGGAAAGGUGGAACACUACAAAUUCAACUAGCAAAAGAAAGUUUUUUACACAGAUUAGCCCAAGAAAGAGAAGAAGCAAAAGCAAAGAAAGAAAAAUCAACCACUGGCAGCACCACCUUGUUGGAAAAGAUAGGAGGAGUAGAUUUCCAUAUGAAAGCUGUGCCUGGAACAGAGGUGCCAGGACAUAAAAAUUGGGUUGUGAGUAAAUUUGGAAGAGUCCUACCUGUUCUUCACCUUAAGAAUCAACAUAAACGUAAAAUUAUAAAAUAUGAUCCAUCAAAAUACUGCCACAACCUAAAAAAGAUAUCGGAGGAUUUGACAAAAACCAUUCCCAUAACUGACCUCACUUGGGAACUGGAAGGAGGCAAUGACCCUAUGAGUAAGAAACGUCGAGGAGAGUUUUCUGAUUUUCCUUUCCCUCCCCAGAAGAUUAAGAAAGUACAGAAGAGCAAGGGUCCCACAGAGUCGAAGGGUUCUGAUAUGAUUAGUCUAAGGACUAAUGAGGCGAUGGAGAGUAACAAAUCACCACAGCCAAUGACUGCACACAGGAAAGCCACUAGUGCCAUUACACCUUCUAAAUCACUCCUUAUGGCCAGUUCUGGGACUCAGAAACCUAAACAUGUUUUUCAAACUUCUGACUUUGAAAUCAUCUGGAAUAAAAGUAGCAUGUCUGAUAAUGACAUUGACUCUGAAGAUGAAUUAAAAAUGAUGAUUGCAGAAGAGGAAAACUUACAGAAAACUAGGCAUUCCUUGGGAAAUGAAUCUGAAGAUGAUCCUUUUGAAGUUGUGAGGGAUGAUUUCAAAUCAGAUAGUCAAAAACCUCAUUGUUCAACCAAUUUAGGAAAUGACUAUGACUAUGACUCAAGUGAUACAGAUGAAAUUAUUGCAAUGAAAAAAAACAUUGUUAAGGUGAAAAGCAGUACUGCAUCUCCACAACCAGAAAAGCCUAUAAGCAAGAAAAGUUCUUUUAAAAAGGUAGAGCCUUCUAAUGGUUGUGUUGAAGUACAAAAAACUAAAAGCAACAAAGAAUCGGCCCCGGGUCAUGGAGUAAAGUUUCUGAAUCCUAGAUUUCCACCUGACUCCAACAUCAGUGACAGUGAAGAGUCUGAGGAAGAUGAAGAGUAUAAAGCCUUGAUGAGAAACUGUCCCAGAGUGAAUCUCACUUUAGCUGAUUUGGAACAGUUGGCUGGCCAUCAGCAGAAGGUUCCAGGAGAAGAUAACGAGAGUGAUGGCCCCCAAAACGCCAAUCACUGCAAACUUGAUACUACCUCCAAGAGUCCUAAGACUUCCUAUGGCCUGUCCAAUGGCCGGCAGUGUAUUUGUCCUGAGGAGAUUGUGGCCUCCCUUCUAGAGGAGGAGAACACUUACAACAAACAAAAACCAGAGGAAAACACCUUAAAGCCAAAAUUCCAGGCCUUCAAGGGAAUAGGUGGUCUCUAUGCACAGGAGUCAGUGGAUAAAACUUUGAAAGAGACUGCUGCCUUUAAAAGUAUCAGUGAACAUGAAGAUCCUAAUAGAAUUUUUAUAGAAAAUGGAUCCAAGUGUGCUAACGGCUCAUCCAUCAAACUGACUUCAUGCGAACCUGCAAAGAAGGUGAACAGCCCAAGCCACAUUCAGCCUCCAAUGAGACGGUAUGCUUUGGAGAGCCAGAGCCAUAAAGUAGUGUCCUCUACUAGUUUUGACAAGGAAAGUCAAAAUCCUCUCUCAUGUGCAUUGCCAUUAAAAGGUAAUAAGUCCCUAAGUCUUAGUGUAAAGAGUCGCAAGAUAGACUCUGACAGAGACACUUGCCAUCAGCCUGAAAGCAGAAAAGCUUCCGAGAAAGAAGGCCCUGCUUCCAUCACCGUCGCAUCUCUUGAGAAAGCACCACAGCUGUCUCUCAGGGAAGAUCCUCAAAGCACAGCUGGUUUCUCACUUUCUCUUAGUAACACCUCAUGUAUGAGUGCUAAGCACGCUGAAGACAAUCAGAAGCGACUAGCAGCCUUGGCCGUGCGGCAGGAAGCCAGAGAAGUGCAGAAGAAACUGGUGCACAAUGCGUUGGCAAAUCUGGAUGGUCAUCCAGAGAACAAAAAAACACACAUUGUCUUUGCUUCUGAUAAUGAAAGUGAAACGGAAGGGACAUCUACUCCUGAGCAAAACUGUCCAGGGAAAGAGCUGGUGAAGGAAUCUGUGAGUAAAGCAUCUGGGAAGUUAUUUGACAGCAGUGAUGAUGAAGAAUCAGAUUCCAAGGAGGACAGCAUCAGGUUCAACAUUAAGCCUCAGUUUGAGGGCAGAGCUGGCCAAAAGCUCAUGGAUUUGCAGUCUCAUUUUGGAAGUGAUGAACGAUUCCGAAUGGACUCUAGAUUUUUAGAGAGUGACAGUGAAGAGGAACAGAAAGAGUUAAAUGAAAAUCAAACUAAUGAAGAUGAGCUAGCUGCAGAAAAAAAGAAAACACUGAAUGUUGUGCAAAGUGUUUUGAACAUCAAUUUGAGCAACCCUACAAGCAAAGGAUCAGUAGCUGCUAAGAAAUUUAAGGACAUCGUACAUUAUGACCCAACAAAGCAUGACCAUGCCAUUUAUGAAAGAAAACAAGAAGAUAAAGAAAAAGAAAGUAUAUGUCAUUUCAGUAAAGCCAAACGGAAGAGGAAAAGGGAAGAAGCUGAGAAACUGCCUGAGGUAUCCCAAGACAUGUAUUAUAACAUCACUACAGAUUUGAAAGAAAUAUUCCUGAAGAACACAGAUGAAAAGCAAGAGGACAUGCCCUGGAAUGAGGAUGGUGGUAGAGAAGAAACUGGGGAAAUCAGUAAUUCUGCAACCCUGACAAAUGGCACAGAGCAGACCAGCGUGUUCACCUUCUCGUUUUUUGAUUCAGACACUAAAGAUGUUAAGGAAGACACCUAUAAAAUCGAACCAGUAAAACGUGGGAAGACAGUCUGUCAUGAAGAUCCCCGCUUCCAAGAUAGUAGUUCAGAAGAAGAAGAAGAAGAUGUUACUAAAGAAACAGAUCACAGAAGGCCCAGCCCUGGAGAAGCAUUUCCUGAGAAAGAGACCACUAGAUUUUUCUUUUUCUCUGAGAAUGAUGACAGACUUCGUGGUUCUAACUUAUUCUGGAGUGGUGUGGGAAGUAGUAUUAGCAGAAAUUCCUGGGAAGCCCGAACAAGUAGUCUCCUUUUGGAUUGUCGGAAGAAACAUAAAGAAGCUAAAAGGAAGAUGAAAGCAAAUUAACCAAUAUCAGCUUUGGUUUUGGUAUUGAAUGUGCAAAUGGCUCACCAAAUCUCCAAAUUAACCCAGAAAAUUGUUUACUGACAAAGAAGAAAUGUCAGAGUAGAAAAUAUUCAAAGACUGGAUGAUGAUUUAUCAUUCUGAUUACUAUUUGUUUCUAUGGAAUUCUUCUGUAUUUCUUCCUUGGUGACUGUCCCAAAAUGAACUGAGCCAGUUGUGGUGAUACAGCUGUAGUCUCAGCACUCUGGAGGGGAAAUGGGAGGAUCAUUUGAGCCCUGGAGUUUCAGGCCACACUCAGCACACAGCAACACCCCACCUAGAACAGUGCUUACUCUUGUUCUUCAUCCUAAAUAACUGUGGCCAUCUCUUACACAAAGCCCUGUUUAAGAAAUGGUUUGAUGUACUUGUGCUUAAAUAUUUCUGAUUAUACUAAGUAUUCUUUACCUCCAAUUUGUCUUGUAAAACUCAAUUACAAAUCAACUUUGAGUUCUGUACUUAUGGUCUGAUGACAAAUUGAAACUUUUAAAUAAAUAGUUCAGUGUA
Molecule: messenger RNA, 4290 nt
Organism: Peromyscus leucopus (white-footed mouse)
Lineage: Eukaryota; Metazoa; Chordata; Mammalia; Rodentia; Cricetidae
Gene: Nol8
Product: nucleolar protein 8
Exons: 17
Coding region: 322-3750 (1142 amino acids)
Molecular function (GO): RNA binding
Source: RefSeq, a predicted model, not a curated record